AUGCACUACACUAGAAAAACCAACACUCCCGAGCAUACUUAUCAAAUUAAUGGUGUAGAUAUAGAAAAGCCAAUGGCAUAUACAUCCCUUGUAAGAAGGAAAAUAGAAUAUGCGUCAGUUAUUUGGAAUCCCCACCAAGCCUAUCUAGUUAAUGAGUUAGAGUCUCUCCAAGAUAAAGCAUCCCGGUUUAGAACACUCAAUUAUUCAACCACCUGUAGUAUAACAAGUAUAAAAGAGUCCUUAAAUUUAGCAUAUCUCGUGAACAGAAGGCGAAUCGCCCGUUUUUCUUUAUUUCAUAAAAUACAUCACGCUUCUACACCUUUCCGUCAAACACACAUUGCUCCAGCUAACCGUAUCUUCCCACGACUAGACCACCCCAACAAAGUAACCCCAAUUUUUUUACGCACUAACCUGUACAAAUGCUCUCCUUUUAACCUUGCCGUUUUUGAACAGGAUGCCUUACCGUAUGAUAUCGCAGUGACACAGGAUUAUCAGGCUUUUUUAAAUCUCCUGAUUCCUUUCAUUUCACAAAAAACACAAUAA
Molecule: messenger RNA, 543 nt
Organism: Ixodes scapularis (black-legged tick)
Lineage: Eukaryota; Metazoa; Arthropoda; Arachnida; Ixodida; Ixodidae
Exons: 2
Coding region: 1-543 (180 amino acids)
Source: RefSeq, a predicted model, not a curated record